AUGUCCGAUUUUUCUAACGAAAAAUUAAUUUAUACACCUUGUUAUUGUGAAGAGAACGUGUAUCAUUUGUGUAAAGCAUUUGGCAAAUUAGAUGACGUUUAUGUUUGUUUCAUUUCUAAUGAAAAUCGCUCGAUUCCAAUAUGGAAACAACGUGCUUCAAAAUUUCCUGAUGGAAUUGUAAUUUGGGAUUAUCAUGUGAUAUUGCUAGUAAAAGAAAUGUCAAAUUCAACAAAAGUUUAUGAUCUUGACACAACACUUUCUUUCCCAUGCGAUUUCUCAAUUUAUGUGCAAGAAUCUUUUAAAACACUUGAUGAUCCACAAUAUUAUAGAAAAUAUCGUAUAAUUCCUGCUGAAACCUAUCUAAAAAUUUUUGCAUCAGAUAGAAGUCAUAUGAUUAAAAAGGAUGGAACUUGGUAUGCUUCUCCUCCUAUUUAUUCACCCAUCUCUACUUCAGAAUCUGUAAAUAAUUUACCAUCCUUUAUAAAUAUGAUCGAGAACGUGGAUUCAAAAGAUUUUGGUUUUGUGCUAGAUGAUGAUGUUACAGCAUAUUUUACUGAAACUUUAGUGUUUAUUGGUUUCAUGCUACUCGUUCCAAUUUUAUAUGUCGCAAAUUUUUAUUUCCGUUAUAAACGUUAUAAAGCGGCUACACCAUGGUCAAUUCAAGACAAAGUUGUCGUAAUAACAGGAGCUUCAAGUGGGAUUGGAGAAGCACUUGCUUAUGAGUUUGCUCGACAAGAUGCAAACUUAAUUCUUUGCGGACGUAAAGUUGAUUCAUUGGCAAAAGUAGCAAAAGAAUGUAAAGAAACAUGUGGUGCAAAAAAUGUAACAAUUCAAAAAGUUGAUGUAACAAGUGAAACAGAUGUAAUGCGUUUUGUCGCAAGCCUUGAAGCGUCUCAUAAUAAGAUUGAUUGUCUCGUACUUAAUGCCGGCGUAUCGAUGGGUGAAACCUUGGAAAGUGUUGAAGACUUUGAAUUAAUUAAAACGAUUAUGGAUGUGAAUUAUUUUGGUGCUACAAUGCUUGCUUUUAAUUCGUUACCUCUACUGAAAAAUGCUGAAAAACCUCGUAUAGUUGUUAAUUCCUCUCUCGCCGGAAUUAUUCCCGUUCCCUUCAGAACAGGUUAUGCGGGUUCUAAAUUUGCUUUAAGAGGUUUCUUUGAAAGUUUACAAAAUGAGCUUAUUGAUGACAAUAUCUUCAUUACAAUGGUUUAUCCGGGUGUCGUAAAGACUGAUAUUAAUAAGAAUCGAUUGGGAGACAAUCCAAAAGCACUCGAUUUUAGUAAUGCAAUGCCUUCUGACGAAUGCGCUAAAAUCAUCGUUGAUGGAACGGUUCAAGGUAAAAAAGAAAUAGUUUUUACAGCUACUGGUAAAUUGGGUAGAUUAAUGGAAGCUGCUGGACCCUCUGGUAUUUCAAAUGAAGUGAUGGCACACGUUGGAGACGAAUUACAGCACGAUUGA
Molecule: messenger RNA, 1455 nt
Organism: Funneliformis caledonium
Lineage: Eukaryota; Fungi; Glomeromycota; Glomeromycetes; Glomerales; Glomeraceae
Source: the annotation of a GenBank genome assembly